AUGUCUACCGUUAUUCUACCUAUUGCAGUCGCUGCGCUUGUCCUACGGCUACUCUACUCCCUCGUCCAAUCCAUCCACCAUGCCUACAAGGCUCGUCAACUGGGCUGCGGCCCCGUCCCUCACUACCCCAGCAAAGAUCCGCUAGGGAUCUACAACCUCUUCGACACCAUUGAAGCCGACAAGCAGAAGCUCGUGCCCGUUCUGACAGAGCGUCGACUUGAAGCUGUCUGCGAUCGUGAACACCGCUAUGUGAAAACCUUCCGGUUCCGCCAAAUGGGCCGGGAAACCAUCACCACCAUUGACCCCGAGAACAUCAAGGCCGUGCUGGCGACACAGUUCAAGGAUUUUGAACUGGGCGUACCACGUCAGAGGAGCCUGCAUCCAUUGCUCGGAACCGGGAUUUUUACGGCUGACGGGGAAGCUUGGACGAGAUCGAGAGGUUUGCUGCGACCCCAGUUUACGCGGGAUCAGAUUAGUCAACUGGAUUUGGAGGAAAGUCAUGUUCAGAAUGCGAUGAAGGCUCUUACGGUUGAUGAGGAGAGUGGCUGGACUCGCGACACUGAUAUCCAGACCAUCUUCUUCCGUCUUACUAUCGACUCGGCCACGGAAUUCCUGUUUGGUGAGAGUGUCGACAGCCAGAUGGCAGCUGUGAUGAACAAUGUGGAUGACCAGUUUGCGUACUACUUCGACAAGUCGCAGUGGUUCUGUGCGCAGCGGGCCCGGUUUGAGAAAUUGCACUUCCUGGUCGACAACAAAGAAUCCAAGCGCGCAGCCCAGCAAGUCCACGCCUUUGUCGACCGUUUCGUCCAUUCUGCUCUGGAUAUCGUGCAGCGCGAAAAGAAUGGCGGUCUCGACGAAGAAAAGAAUGGCAGCUCCUACGUCUUCCUGCACGCUCUAGCCUCGACCACUCAGGACCCUAUCGAACUCCGCUCCCAACUCCUCAACAUCCUCCUCGCCGGCCGUGACACUACCGCCUCCCUCCUCAGCUGGUGCACCCUCCUUCUGGCCCGUCACCCAUCCGUAUUCAAGAAACUCCGCCAAACCAUUAUCGACACCUUCGGCACCUACAACUGCCCGCAACCCAUCACCUUCUCCGGCCUCAAAUCCUGCCAGUACCUCCAACACUUCCUCAACGAAACCCUCCGUCUCUACCCCGUCGUCCCCUUAAACCGUCGCACCGCUGUCCGCGACACCACCAUCCCCCGCGGCGGCGGUCCCGACGGCAUGCAACCUGUGUACGUGCGCAAGGGCGAGGCUGUCGGCUACAACGUGCACCUUCUGCACCGACGAAAGGACAUUUGGGGCCCUGAUGCAGAGGAGUUCCGGCCUGAGCGAUGGUUGGAGAAGAAGCCCGGUUGGGACUAUGUUCCGUUCAACGGUGGACCAAGAAUCUGCAUCGGACAGCAGUUUGCAUUGACGGAGGCUGGGUAUGUGAUUGUGAGGUUGUUGCAGAGGUUCGAUGCGAUUGAGGAUGUUUAUCCUCAGAAGGGGGUGAGGUAUGGGUUGACGUUGACGAGUUGCCCGGCUGAUCCGGUUACGGUACGGUUGCAUGAGGCUGCAUGA
Messenger RNA from Aspergillus ruber CBS 135680, 1563 nucleotides. RefSeq names its product cytochrome P450. The record is from RefSeq and is a predicted model, not a curated record. NCBI's taxonomy places the organism in Eukaryota, Fungi, Ascomycota, Eurotiomycetes, Eurotiales, Aspergillaceae. Gene Ontology annotation, molecular function: heme binding; iron ion binding; oxidoreductase activity, acting on paired donors, with incorporation or reduction of molecular oxygen, reduced flavin or flavoprotein as one donor, and incorporation of one atom of oxygen. Bases 1 to 1563 code for a protein of 520 amino acids. The transcript has 2 exons.